Molecule: messenger RNA, 357 nt
Organism: Asparagus officinalis (garden asparagus)
Lineage: Eukaryota; Viridiplantae; Streptophyta; Magnoliopsida; Asparagales; Asparagaceae
Product: auxin-responsive protein SAUR71-like
Exons: 1
Coding region: 1-357 (118 amino acids)
Biological process (GO): response to auxin
Source: RefSeq, a predicted model, not a curated record
AUGAAGGAACUAAUCCGACGCCUCUCAAAACUAGGCGACUCUCCAUCGCAAUACAAGCUUCUAAGUAGCGAGACAGAGCAGCAGAAGGCCGUAUCAGAAGGGCACGUGCCGGUCUGCAUCGGAGAGGAGAUGGAGAGGUUUGAGGUACGAGCUGAGCUCUUGGGACAUCCAAUUUUUGAGAAACUUUUACAGAGAUCAGCUCAAGAGUAUGGAUAUGAACAACAAGGGGUCCUUCGAAUUCCGUGCUCGAUAUCUCUGUUUGAACGUGUUCUUGAUUAUCUUAUGGAGUUUGGCGAUCAACAAGAACUACCUGAUGAGAUUGAGAAAGAAAUCCUUAGAUUUUCUGAAGAUAACUAG